This is a messenger RNA of Penicillium brasilianum, 3207 nucleotides long. Lineage: Eukaryota; Fungi; Ascomycota; Eurotiomycetes; Eurotiales; Aspergillaceae. The record is from the annotation of a GenBank genome assembly.
CGUAUGGGUUGAGGGCCUGAGGCAUUAUUAUGAGGCUGACUAAGCGGGUAAGGGCCUUGCUGAUUCAGCAAGAUCAUGGCCACGUGCAUCACGUGGAGAUAAGAUGCGCAACGGAGAUCGGGGCUUAGUCACACCGAUUUGAUCGGGAAGUGCCGAGGUUGCCUGGUAUCAAAAGGCUUUUUUUCAUUGUUGAAGACUUGGCCUGAUAAGAUGUUGCCUCCUUGGACGCCAUUCUUUGCUUUUCCAUCUCUUUAAUUCCCCUCAGCGUGUUUGAUUUUCUUGCAUCAUAGACAAAUUUCCUCCAUGUCGGAUUUUGCAUCAGCCCUGCUCAACUCGUUUCCCCUAUCACUCCUCUUAUCGGGUCUCGUCGCAAUGGGCCUACUCUCAUGGGUACGCCCCAGCGGGCGGAUCUCCUUCUUUCACGCCAAGGACAACAAGCUCGUCCUGACCAAAAGGUCCAGUCUAUCGGGUGCAAAAGAGCAGACGACCUUGGUCGAUAUCUGUCGCGAUGCGACACCCGACGCCUGCCAUCUGAACCCUCUUUUGUUUAACGGCCAUCUGCAGACUAUGUACACGGUCUUGAAACAUGAUAACGUUCCUGUGUACUAUAAGCGGAAGAUUUUUGAAGCCGAUAGCUCCAUGUUCUCUGGGACAUAUGCGAUUGAUUUCGUUACGCGACCCUAUGAUAUGCCGCCCGAGGGCGAGUUGACUGAUCAGGCGAGAAAAUAUACUCAGCCUUCUGGUCUACCGCCCCGUACGUCCUUUUACUCGGAGGAGGAGUUUGCGAACAUUGCUUCGGAUGAUACAAAGCCGAUGCUGGUCGUCCUGCAUGGCUUAAGUGGAGGGUCGCACGAGGUCUAUCUGCGCCAUGUCCUCUCACCGCUCAUUGCAGAUGGUGCUUGGGAGGCCUGCGUGGUCAACUCGCGGGGUUGUUCGCAGACGAAAAUCAGCACGGGAGUUUUGUAUAAUGCGCGCGCAACAUGGGAUGUGCGCCAGUCCGUGAAGUGGCUUAGGAAGACUUUCCCUAAUCGUCCUCUUUUCGGCAUUGGAUUCUCGCUGGGUGCUAAUAUUCUGGCCAACUACCUGGGUGAAGAGGGCGAUCACUGCCAAUUGAAGGCUGCAGUGCUGUGUGCUAGUCCCUGGAAUUUGGAUGUCAGCUCUGUCCACUUGCAAAGCUCUUGGAUCGGUAAGGAGGUGUACAGCAAGACGAUGGGGUCUAGCAUGAAGAGGCUUUUCGAAGCCCACGCCGAAGAAGUGACCAAGAACCCCCGCAUUGAUGCUGAGGCUAUCAGGAGCAUUACCUAUCUACAUGAGUUUGAUCGGGCUUUGCAAUGUCCUACAUGGGGCUACCCGACCGAGGGUGCCUACUACCGUGAUGCUGCGUCCACGGACGCAAUGCUUUCCAUCCGCAUUCCGUUCUUUACCGUACAGGCCGAGGAUGAUCCCAUUGCUUCUCGCGACGCAUUGCCAUUCCACGAAAUGACACAGACCCCCUACGGUGUUAUGUUGACCACAUCGUGGGGUGGCCACCUCGGCUGGUUCGAACUUGGUGGUGACCGUUGGUUUGUCAAGCCGGUUACCAACUUCCUGAACAAAAUGGCCCGGGAAAUUGAUACCUCGAUUCCCGGUGUCGUUGAGCACCCGGAGAAGCUCCCGGGACAUAUCGCCAGCCACCCUGGCAUUGACAAGGACGCUGACUUGGCGCCAAAGCCUGAGUUCUACCCUGUGAACCGCAAGCUUGACAUGAAACUGCCUAAAUAAUUUUGACUUGCGCAUAUUUAGCAUUCAAACCCUUCACGGGGCUUCUUACUCUGUCGGCUUUUGGGGUUAUGCACGGAUAUUUUGGGUCACUCUUCUCAUAUACCAAUAUACAUAGAGUUAUUGUCAUUAGGAUCGGUUCAAUAGAAGGCGUUACUGAGACCCAAAUGUGAUACCAGGGUGCGUGAAAGACUCUACCAGAACCCUCAACCUAACACCACCCGGGUGACUCCCUUCACGGCUUCAACGUUAAAUCAUGAUCAUGAGCACCCUGUAAAUAAUCAUAGUCCUCCCCGACCCACUCCACAAAUGGAACCGUCCUCCCAAAAUCAAUCUUCUCCUCCAACACCCUCGGCAAAAUUAACCUCUGAUUACUGCGAUACCAACUCGGAAACUGAAUAGAAACCAACAUCACCCUCGGCUCAUCCGUCUUAUUCGGCAUACCAGCAUGCCACAGCCUUAGAUCCCGAACAAUCAACGAUCCCUUCGGUAAAGAGGGCUGAACAGGUGGACUAAUCUUUCUUCGUUGCUCUAAAAGCUCAGCCUUAAUCUGCAGGUCACCCGCUUUUCGAUCAAAUACAGAAUCAUCCGUGUCGAUGUGGCUACCUAGCCAGACCUCCGUUGCCCCGUUUUCCGGUGACGUGGAGACUAGAUUGAUGUUGAUGCAGUAACCAAACGGUAUGCGGGGCAUUGCAAAGUCAACAUCUAUAUGUGGUGGUUGUCGACCACUGGCUUUGAAUGCGGUGUUGGCGCUGUAGAAGCGUAGUUGCGGGUUCGGUCCGAUCACGUGCUCGACAAUUGAUGUCGCCCAUGGAUUGGCGAGGAUGUCUUCGAAGAUGUAGUCCGCCUCGACGACGGGUUCUUGUUGGAUGUUCCCCGUUGCUUGGCCGAAAUUGCGGUGCGUGGCUGUGUUUGAGUAGAGCUUUUGGGCUUCGGGGAUCAUGCGCGCGUUGAGUUUGUCGAGGUGGGUGGUGUCGACCGCGUUUUCGAGGGCCAGGAUUCCGUCUUUGUGGAGGGCUUCCAGGGCUGCUUGGAGGGUGCGUGAGCUUAGCUUUUUACUUGCUAGCUCUUCGGAGGUGAGUUUAAUGAUUUGGAGAGCUGGUUGGGCCAUUUUGAGAGUUGGUGUUGGCUUCCAAGGUUGCCUUUCGAGGGAGUCGUGGUUAUGGAUCUGACGAUCUGAUUCGCUGGUUUAUAUGUUUCUCCUCGCACGUCGCACUGUUUUGAGCGUAUUUGAGAGACUAUUCAAUUGUUGCAGAUACUUCUUCGACCUCGGUUAGGCAUGGAUAGAAGCAAUUCAAUGCGAUACCAAGUGGAGAUGGGUACUCCUCAACUAUGCCCCGCGUUCGCCGGCGAAUUUACCGGUUUUGACUGGUCAGAACAGGGCAACCCGAGCACGGUGUAGUAUUGAGGACAUAAUCGGAUCUCAUAAUGGAUUCUAUUAUACUUCAU